Molecule: messenger RNA, 705 nt
Organism: Trichoderma virens Gv29-8
Lineage: Eukaryota; Fungi; Ascomycota; Sordariomycetes; Hypocreales; Hypocreaceae
Exons: 2
Coding region: 1-705 (234 amino acids)
Source: RefSeq, a predicted model, not a curated record
AUGAAACACAAAUUGCCACAUUUAGUUUUUUUCUCUGCUUUCCUCUGUCUACAUACAGAUACCAUCACCUGCUGGACUCAAUGUAGAGGGCCCACCUGGUCGAGUGGCGGAUACUCAGUCAGCGGCAAUAAGGCGGAGAGCGUUCACCUGGCUGGCAAGUUUAUCCGCUACAAACGCAUCCAACAACUUGACCAGUUCUGGGCCAAGCUGAAAGAGGAUGUAGACGUUAAGAAGACUGCCCCGGGUUGGGUUUCCUUCUUUAGUUCGUGGCCUGUGUGUCUGGUCGUUGGGAUUAUGGUCUGCGAGGACGUCGAGCUAUCCCUAGACGGGGCACAGUCUCGCAUACAUGAGGGGAAGGCCGAAUUGCCAAUCGGGCAGAUCGCUCUGACUGCUGGCAUUCCCAACGGGGUUGGUGACUUACAGGGUACACUGGCCUCGAAUCAGCAGACGGUGACUAUUUUCAAAGCCAAGGUGGGAAAGAGCAAUAUUUUCGCUGUUGAACUGAGGAAAAUCACGACGGGGUUGUUUAAGCAGACGUUGCUGCGGUUAAUGGGCGACGGGCCUAUGGUAGAUGGUAUUCGCUUGGCUAGCGAUGAAUUCGAUGAUGAAGAGGAUAUAGAUAAACCUGUUGCUGCUGAGGACUUGAUUCUUGACGAGUUUGGCCCUGAAGACUAUGAAGAUAUGGUGGAACAAGGAAUACUUUAG